This is a messenger RNA of Heterostelium album PN500, 507 nucleotides long. RefSeq lists its product as uncharacterized. The coding region runs from base 1 to 507 and encodes 168 amino acids. Lineage: Eukaryota; Evosea; Eumycetozoa; Acytosteliales; Acytosteliaceae. The record is from RefSeq and is a predicted model, not a curated record. The transcript has 2 exons.
AUGAUAAUUAUCUUAACAUCUAUGUUGGUUAAUGGAGUCGAUGAAGAUCCAACGUUCAAUUGGAAAGAGGAAGAUCAGAGUGUUGAAGCGAAACCUUUCGAACAAGAUGGUGGUACCAAUGAUAAUAUCGAUAGGAGAUAUACACCUGUUCAACUUUGGAGAUUGUUCUUCGAUGACCAACUCAUGUGCCGUAAAUUUUUCGGUGGUCUUAUCACCAAAACAAUACUAAAAGUAUUUUUCUGUUCUGUGAUGUCAUCGGCUUUCUUCAACCUCUCAUGGAUCAACUCCUAUUGGAAAACGGAAUUCUACUAUAUACAAGCAGUUAACUCCAAGAUUAGUAAGGAUCAAUUCAAAUUCUUGCUCGCCAAUAUGCAUUUUUCCACCCCGACGGCAGUGCCACCAGUAUCGACAGGACCAUGUAGAAAAAAGGUAGCGGUCACCACAAACAACAACUACCCAGCCAAGAGCCUCUGUUCAAGAUCCGCCACUAGUAGUAGACAUCCUUAA